This is a messenger RNA of Salvia miltiorrhiza (redroot sage), 381 nucleotides long. The record is from the annotation of a RefSeq genome assembly. NCBI's taxonomy places the organism in Eukaryota, Viridiplantae, Streptophyta, Magnoliopsida, Lamiales, Lamiaceae.
AUGCCUUCCUUUAUUGGAAAAUUUUUCAAAUGUUUUCGUGGGGCCACCCGCGUGGAACAAUUUGAAACCAACCUCCAAUUAUAUUGGGAGGAGAGGGGAUUCCAGAUGCCAAAUCCGGAUCCUACGGAUACCCCUCAAAUUUUAUUGGAAAAAUGUUCCAACAUUCUGGAGAAUUAUUAUCCAUUUACACAGUGUUCUGUUACCGAACCGCACACUUGGCUGGAGCUUGCCAAUAAUCUAGCUAUCACCAAUACCACUACUCCCGCGGGGAUUGGUGCUCAUCCCAAUUUGCAAUUAUUGCUCGAAUUGCAGAAUCCGGGAAGUCAAAUAUACAUCGAAGGCUUCCGCCUCUUACUUGAAUGGAGCAGUGGUAUUGGCUAG